Aplysia californica (California sea hare) is the source of this 4052-nucleotide messenger RNA. RefSeq lists its product as uncharacterized. The record is from RefSeq and is a predicted model, not a curated record. The transcript has 4 exons. Gene Ontology annotation, molecular function: ubiquitin protein ligase activity; translation repressor activity; protein binding. The coding region runs from base 164 to 2596 and encodes 810 amino acids. NCBI's taxonomy places the organism in Eukaryota, Metazoa, Mollusca, Gastropoda, Aplysiida, Aplysiidae. Gene Ontology annotation, biological process: proteasome-mediated ubiquitin-dependent protein catabolic process; negative regulation of translation; protein polyubiquitination.
CGGGGAAAAGGGUGGCGUGGGACUGGAAGUGCAGAGAGCGAGGGCUAUGUAGCUUCAAGAGAACAAAACACUGUGGGCGGAGUUUUAGACAGCGUACGGUUACGGUUCCUUUAAUAGGCCCACGGAUAAGGCUACUCGUUUUCCUUAUCUGGAAAAAAGGAGUAUGUUGGUUCCAAACGAGGGUAGACAUAUCGCUUUCCUGGAGAGACGAGGAGGUGGGGAACAGACUCGUUUGUUAAUGGCCAGGAAAGGUUUGCUACAUUUCUCGGGAAGAACUCAAUACGGGUACACCGAUUGUGAGACAAUGCUGAGAAGAGAUAGAAAUCCAGUGUUCGGUAUCGAUUCCCCUGUGCUGUGCAUGGAGCUGGACGACGACUACGCCUACCCUUCGAUCAACCAAAGAAAACAGGUGGUAGCGAUGGAACUGCCAGGUAAGUACAGAAAUCAGUCUGUACACACUUCGCUAGUUGAGAAGGAGCCAAAAGGAGUGGCAGAACAGUGUAGUAUGUCAGUCAAACAUGAGAAGAAGCCAGUCCUUCAGACCGUGUGUGAGAACGUACCCUUACGGUACACGUCGGUAUCUCCGCCGAGUCACGACAGACCAGCCUGCCCUAAGUCUCAGUCACUCUGUUUGACAAAAUCCACUGGGUCAUUGGGAUUGGGGUCGAGUGAACCUAACAAGUCUCCUGUUAUCUACCACAGCCCCAGUUCAGACGAAAUCGGACAGGAUGAUCACCGCAUACCAUGUUCCUCAGCCAAUGUACCUGUUGUUCGGAUUGAGGAUACAGAUGGAAGCGUUGAUAUUAGGGCGAAAGAAAAUACAGGCGAUGCAUGUGUGGAAACUGGCUCUUCUUGUGUUUUCAUACCUGGAGAUGAUCCGUGUCAAAAUGUUCUGAAUAGCGAGACGCUAUUUUCCCACUUUAACAAGGAACAGGACUGUGGCAGAGCGAAAGAUUCUGGCUGUACGAAAAUUCAUGUAGAGCUAACGCGUGCUAAGUCGUGUCUUGCGAUCGCAGAGGAAGAGGAGAACAAAAAGGAGAACAAAGUUUGUUUCGCAUCACUGGAUACCCUUGUCACGGUUUGUCAGGAUGGUUCGCAAGGAGAAAACAAUAAAAACGCGUCAUAUGACCCUGCCAGUAAACGGAGAGGGGCAAGAUACUGGGGCAAACUUCGCUCAAUGUUUAAGGUAGUAAAACCCUCUUCGAGUAUGCCUAACUUGUCAGGAGGCUUGUCUAGAUCGACGGGAGACAUGACAUCACCUUUUUCACAGGACUCGAAAACUCAGACUGACAGCAGCAGUGAGAGUCUAUCUGAGAACACCGACCAGAACAGAAUAAAGAAAGAAUUAUCACAAACGAAGACGUUGUUGUCGUCCAAUAAACAAGAUAAUAUAUAUAAAAAGAAAAACAAACGUGAGGAUAUAAGUACAACACCUGUUGACACAAUACUUGAAGAAGACAAGAAGACAGACGACGAUGGGGAAGAGGAGGAGGAUGAUAAUUUUGGAGAGGAUGCGGUAUACCUCGACAGUCGAGCUGUGUCAAAACCUCUCCCGAUAAAAGUUAAAGAGCCAACCUACUCACUGGUCUCUUCUCCUUCAGAGCUUGACGAGACCACCAUCAACUUCACGCGAAUUCCCAGUUUUCGAGGUCGCCUUGUACAUAUCAAACUGGAACGUCAUUUUUCCACUCACAGUCUAAACAGUGCGGAUGUCGAGGACAGUCAAAACAUCAAAGAUGCAACAGACAUUCAACCUUUGAAUUCUGGGGAGGCAAUAGUGACAGAUAUGCUGUCUAACAAAAUGGUGCUCUACAAUGCAGAAGGUAGCCCUAAGAUCACUUUUGCGGUGGAGUCGGGUUCGGAACCUUGGGCUACUUGCUUGACUCCUGACGGUGCUAUGGCUGUGACCUUGAAGCGUCAAGGUUGUGUGGCUUUGUGGGCAACUUCUGGCGAGCCGAUGAUUGAAUUUGGCCAAGCUACUCUCUCAGCACCGACGGGCAUCCGUUGUGACAGCCAAGGGAGAUACAUCGUCUCUGAUGAGAAAGCCAAUGGCGUAUUCGUUUUCAACAAAAAAGGCAAAUACAUAACAAAACUGUCUCUUGGAGACAUUUCAUCCAUACAUUCGACGAAACUUCCCUCGUCCUCCUUCCCUCCAACUGCUGGACCUUUGAAAUCUUUCCCGCAUUUCAACCAACCAAGAUACAUCUGCAUCACUCAUUCUGGAAACUACGUCAUAGCGGAUUCAGCCAAUCACUGCGUGAGAAUUUUUGACUCAGCCGGAAGUUAUACUGGCCAGUUUGGUGGAUAUGGCCGCCGAGACGGACAGAUGAAGUUCCCAUACGGUGUGGCGAGUGAUCAAGCGGGGAACAUUUACGUUGCGGAUCAUUAUAAUAAUCGAGUAUCGCUCUUCACGGAUAAGGGUGUUUUCAUUGAGCACCUGUUGACCUCAGAAAAAGAUGGCAUCACGAGGCCGAAAGGUUUAGCUGUAAUGAACUCUUUGCUUUACUUGACGUAUGGGGAUUUGAGAUCCAACAAAAUCUCGGUGUACAGUCUGUCUAAAAUACAUGAGAGACAAAUUGUGAAUAAUCGUGUUUAGCUCAAAACGUCUUCUCACAUAUAUCUGAAGAAAAGGAAAGAAACGACAGAUUCCAUACAUUUAUAAUAAUUGCUGAACUCAACUUAAGAAGGCUGUUAUGUAAAUACUUUUAGUGAAGAAGCCCACGAUGGAAAAACAAUCUAAGUUAGAUUGUCAAGUGUAGAAAAAUAAAUUUUUGACGCUCAAAACACAUUGAAAAUAUACUUUGAUCAUAUUUCUAUUGCAUGCUCGUUCAAAGAAUGUCUCUAAUUUGGGAUUGAGCAUGCUGUUCACUUCCACGGGUUUUGAGAGUGAACGAUGAAAACAGCACCUUUUUAAAGACACAUUUUAGAUAACUUAGAGUCUGUGACUUCGUUUCUGUUCCCAUUGUUGUCUUCACAACGUAAACAGGAUAUGCUUCAACACAAUACAAACAAACUAGAACUUAUUCAAGUAAACAGACACCAUUGCUGGAGUGCAGAGCUGGGUUUCGAGUCAACGUUUUCCGCCUCAGGACACAUCCCAGUGACCACAAACUACUGACUGGUGUCUUCCUCGGAGCGACGUGAGAGAAAUCUGUAUCGCUUGAAAUAACGAAACCCUGGUUGUUCUAAGGCCUUUCUAAUGUGUUUUGUGCCCCUUAAUUUCUUUUUUUUUUCUUUGUUUAGUUUCCCAAGCCAUUUGAAGGAGACUAGGAUUGGGUUACCUAACCAAUGCAGACGUGGAUGUCCUCUAUUAGACCUUUAAGGCGACAAGCUAGAGCGAAGCUUUAAGAAGCCAGCUCUUUUUACUACUUUUUGGGGGGAGAGCAUUACACCCUCUUGAGAUAGUGCGGUGUCCUGGCUUGCUGUCGCCACCAUCCAUGACGAGGUUUUCCCUCUACAUUACACAAACCUUGUAAAUGAAGUAAAAUUGCAUGAUAGAGUCAUGUUUGUAGCGAAGUAUUUUGGUGCAGACAGGAAUUUUGUUUAGUGUAUCAUCCCAGUUACUCGGCGCUUACGAAGAUGUUUAGUCGAUGCUUAAUAGUGAGUCUGGCACAAUAACGUGCUAUAGCCUAUGGUUACAUUAUACCAAAUAUAAGCGACGGGGUGGUUCCCUCGUCUGUGGUGUUUUAUAAAGAACGUUUAAAAAAUAGAAGCUCCAAUGAAACCCCUCAGAUUGGUCUAAUGCGCAAAAAAUUACAAUGCAACUAUAUUUAGCGUAAUGUGGUUCGAAUAAAAAAAACAGUUUGCCCCUGUGGCGAGAAAUUAUCUUUGAAACUAACAGGGGAAAGGGGGGGGGGUGGGUAUAGCAGUACCAUAAUGUUGAUCCAAAAGCAUUACCCUUUUUAAACAGAACUGUGCACUUUCAAUACGAGUGUGUUCACCUUUCUGAGAAUUGCCAGUCUAUUGUGCUGUUAGACCUGUUCGUGGGGGUCUGUACUUUUAAAGCACGGUAAAUAAACAUUGACUCUGAGGAAUGAAAAAGAAAGAGAAUG